UUUAUACUAAUGCCCCUCACAGUUUCCAAAUCUGACGCGAAUAGCUACUUCUUUCACUGCAAAUCAACAAGAAAUUUUCCGGUAGUGAAUCGCUCUUUCAUCAAUGGCCGGUUUCCUUCUAAAUUAUGAUUCUUGUCCUGUGGUGAAGAACAUACUUCUUUUGGAUUCGGAAGGAAAGCGUGUAGCUGUUAAAUACUACUCUGAUGACUGGCCGACAAACAGCGCUAAGGUUGCCUUCGAGAAGUCUAUUUUCACCAAGACUCAAAAGACAAAUGCUCGGACCGAAGCUGAAAUAACAAUGUUUGAGAACAACAUUAUUGUUUAUAAGUUUGUGCAAGACCUCCACUUCUUUGUCACUGGAGGUGAUGAUGAAAAUGAAUUAGUUCUAGCCACUGUUCUUCAGGGUUUCUAUGAUGCAGUUACCCUUCUCCUAAGGAAUAACGUUGAACAGAGAGAGGCACUUGAGAACUUAGAUCUCAUUCUUCUAUGCCUUGAUGAGAUUGUGGAUGGAGGGAUGGUUCUUGAAACUGAUGGUAAUAUUAUUGCUGGAAAAGUUUCCAGUCAUAACAUGGAUGAUGGAGCAACCUUGUCUGAACAGACAAUAACUCAAGCAUUGGCAACAGCGCGCGAACAUUUGACAAGAUCACUUCUCAGAUAAAAAAAUUCUUCAAGUUUGGAGAGCAAUUAUUUUUUGACGUAAUUCUUUAUGAUCAUAUACCUGUAGUUGUUUUUAUUUCAGAUGGUGAUGGUUGCGUAUUCGUAGAGUCAGUUAUUUUAUACCAUUUAUUAUGCUCCGUUGCCUGUACUAUCUUGUAAGAUGAGGAUAUCCUUAUUGCAUUUUGGAUCAACAUGAAUUUCUGUUUCUUUAAA
Messenger RNA from Solanum stenotomum, 870 nucleotides. Its product is annotated as coatomer subunit zeta-1-like. Gene Ontology annotation, cellular component: COPI vesicle coat. Gene Ontology annotation, biological process: intra-Golgi vesicle-mediated transport; retrograde vesicle-mediated transport, Golgi to endoplasmic reticulum; intracellular protein transport. The transcript is spliced from 6 exons. NCBI's taxonomy places the organism in Eukaryota, Viridiplantae, Streptophyta, Magnoliopsida, Solanales, Solanaceae. The record is from RefSeq and is a predicted model, not a curated record. Bases 104 to 658 code for a protein of 184 amino acids.